AUCCCCUUUCACUUAUCACACUCCACAUCAUUUUACUCCCACUCACAUUUCUCUCUUUCUCUCUCUAGUUUCUCUCACAAUUAAUACAAGAAUGGUAGAAACAGAAGUAGCUGCGCUAAUAGCACCAUGGUUGACCCCAACUUCUCUCUUCGUUCUCCUCAACAUUCUCCUCGCUACAAUCUUCCUCGCCAACAACAACAACAACAACAACCACAACAACAACUCCAAGAACAAUCUAGAAACUCAUCAUCAUCAUCAAUAUCACCAAUCUCCAGACGACGGAGCUUCUCUUGUACCACCACCACCUCAGCUCGUACGUGCGCCCUCUCUCUUCUCACGUGUCGCAUCCUUCAACUUCUCUAAUUACUAUUCUGAGUCGCACGCGUCGGAUCCUGCAACGGUUACCUUCACACGUGCGCCGUCGUUUCUGCAACGUGUCACGUCGUUUAAAUUCGGCCGAGGUAAUGGAACUGAAAAUGAAGAGGAAGCACGUGACAGUGGUGUGACUCAUCACGUGAGGAGAGAGAAUAAAUCUGAUUCUGAUUCAGAGGACCGGAAAUCGGAGGAGAAGGUGGUCAAGGUUAAGAAGAAGGUAAAUAAAAAAGUAAAGAAAGAAGUUACUGCGGUAAAAAAGGAAAAGGAGGUGGUAGUACCAGAGGUGAAGGAAACGACGUCGUUGUUUAGGAAAAAAGAUGAGGUAGCUGAAGUUAAGGAAACGACGUCGUUGAAGCGUGAAGAUGAAGAAGGGGUAGAUUCAAAGGCAGAUGAUUUUAUUCAUAAAUUUAAGCAGCAGUUGAAAUUGCAGAGGCUUGAAUCGUUGCUUCGUUACAGAAAUAAUUGAAGAAUCAAGUUUGAAGGGUGUUUUUGUCUUUUACUAUGUACUACUAUUAGGGUUUAGAUAUUUAUUUGUUUCAUCUACUUUUUUGCUUUACAGCCUAUUUUAUUUUUUUACUAGCGGUAAUAUUUAAGCUACUGUGUCUUUACCCGUAAAAAGAAGUUACUGUAUUUUUCUUUUUGAGUGUUUUAUCUUUUUGGGAGGAGCAAUUGGGUUGCAACUUGCAAAGCACAUGGGUGCUCAAUUUUGUGGUAAAUAUAAGAUUAUUUAUA
Beta vulgaris subsp. vulgaris (sugar beet) is the source of this 1107-nucleotide messenger RNA. RefSeq lists its product as hypothetical. Bases 92 to 841 code for a protein of 249 amino acids. Lineage: Eukaryota; Viridiplantae; Streptophyta; Magnoliopsida; Caryophyllales; Amaranthaceae. The transcript has a single exon. The record is from RefSeq and is a predicted model, not a curated record.